Mytilinidion resinicola is the source of this 875-nucleotide messenger RNA. Its product is annotated as lysozyme. Gene Ontology annotation, molecular function: lysozyme activity. The transcript has 2 exons. Gene Ontology annotation, biological process: peptidoglycan catabolic process; cell wall macromolecule catabolic process. NCBI's taxonomy places the organism in Eukaryota, Fungi, Ascomycota, Dothideomycetes, Mytilinidiales, Mytilinidiaceae. The record is from RefSeq and is a predicted model, not a curated record. Bases 306 to 875 code for a protein of 189 amino acids.
GUGUGAUUUAGACCCCACUUGAGCUACAUUUUCUCGGGAACGAAGUACUAUAUAUCCAUGCCCAUCUCGGCAUCUGAGACAGCACCACUGCACGCGGCAGAUCGGGAUCUGCAGACGACGGAUAGAGCCUUGACCUCCCUCUCUGAGUAACACCGCGAGGCGGGCUUGUAGAUUUGUACCCUCAUUCGCUUUGGUACAGCGACGAAGGAUGUAUAAAGCCUUUGAAUCUCUUUCGCUUUUAGAGGGACCAUUAAAUAUCAAAACCCGCCUUACAUACUCAAAUACUACAGUACGAUACAUACAGAAUGCUCCCCCAAACCCUCCUCCUCACCCUCCUCCCUCUCACCCUCGCCCUCCCCACCUCUCAAGAAGCUCGCGCCUGCACUGGGCCAACCGUCAAUGCCGCGACCGUGUCCCUGAUCAAAGAAUUCGAAGGCUUCGUCGCCUCCCCCGCUUCCGACCCCAUCGGGCUGCCGACAGUAGGCUAUGGGCACCAGUGCACGACUUCCGACUGCUCGGAGGUGCCGUACUCGUUUCCGCUAUCAGAGAGCACAGCGACGAGUUUGCUGAUGAGUGACUUGGUGUCCCCCCAACAAGCCAUAACCCUCGACACCGCCGCCGCCGUCACGCUCAACGCAAACGAGUACGGCGCGCUGGUGUCCUGGGCGUACAACGUCGGCAACGGCAACGUCGCGUCCUCAACGCUGCUUUCGCGCCUCAACGCGGGCGAGGACGCACUCACGGUCAUCGAGCAGGAGCUGCCGAAGUGGGACCAGGCGGGCGGCGAGACGCUGCCAGGGCUGACGAGGCGCAGGGCGGCUGAGGUGGCGCUGGCGCAGACGGCGACGGGCGUGGGGGCGAUUCCGGCGUGUUAA